Molecule: messenger RNA, 4900 nt
Organism: Ictalurus furcatus (blue catfish)
Lineage: Eukaryota; Metazoa; Chordata; Actinopteri; Siluriformes; Ictaluridae
Gene: plxdc1
Product: plexin domain containing 1
Exons: 12
Coding region: 3080-4387 (435 amino acids)
Source: RefSeq, a predicted model, not a curated record
AGCAGGAGUCAAGCCAGAGUCCACAGGACAGAACAGUCCAGGAUGCAAACGGAGGAGGCCUCGCCAUCAACGUCACCAAAGUGGUGGUGAGUUCUCUUCUCUUCUCUUCUCUUCUCCUUAACUCUGUCUUCUUCUCUUCUCUUCUCUUCUCUUCUCUUCUGCUUAACUCUGUGUUCUUCUCUUCUCCUUAACUCUGUGUUCUUCUCUUCUCUUCUCUUCUUCUUAACUCUGUCUUCUUCUCUUCUCUUCUCCUUAAAUCUGUGUUCUUCUCUUCUCUUCUCCUUAACUCUGUCUUUUUCUCUUCUCUUCUCCUUAACUCUGUCUUCUUCUCUUCUCCUUUAAUCUGUCUUCUUCUCUUCUAUUCUUUUCUCUUCUCCUUAACUCUGUCUUCUUCUCUUCUCUUCUCUUCUCCUUUAAUCUCUUAUUCUCUUCUCUUCUCCUUAACUCUGUCUUCUCUUCUCGUCUCCUUUAAUCUGUCUCCUUCUCUUCUCUUCUCCUUUACUCUGUCUUAUUCUGUUCUCUUCUCCUUUAAUCUUCCUUCUUCUCUUCUCCUUUACUCCGUCUUAUUCUGUUCUUUUCUCCUUUACUCUGUCUUCUUUUCUUCUCUUCUCCUUAACUCUGUCUUCUUCUCUUCUCUUCUCCUUUAAUCUGUCUUCUUCUCCUCUCUUCUCCUUUACUCUGUCUUCAUCUCUUCUCCUUUAGUCUGUCUUCUUUUCUUCUCUUCUCCUUAACUCUGUCUUAUUCUCUUCUCUUCUCCUUUACUCUGUCUUCUUCUCUUCUCCUUUACUCUGUCUUCUUCUCUUCUCUUCUCCUUUACUCUGUCUUCUUCUCUUCUCCUUUACUCUGUCUUCUUCUCUUCUCCUUUACUCUGUCUUCUUUUCUUCUCUUCUCCUUUGCUCAGUCUUAUUCUCUUCUCUUCUCCUUUACUCUGUCUUCUUCUCUUCUCCUUUACUCUGUCUUCUUCUCUUCUCUUCUCCUUUACUCUGUCUUCUUCUCUUCUCCUUUACUCUGUCUUCUUCUCUUCUCCUUUACUCUGUCUUCUUUUCUUCUCUUCUCCUUUGCUCAGUCUUAUUCUCUUAUCUUCUCCUUUACUCUGUCUUUUUCUCUUCUCCUUUACUCUUUCUUCUUCUUUUCUCUUCUGUUUUAUUUUGAUUUAAUCUCUUCUCUUCUUUUCUCUUCUCCUUUAUUUUGUCUUCAUCUCUUCCCUUCUUUUCUUUUCUCUUCUCCUCUCUUCUCCUUUAUUUCGUCUUCACCCGUUCUCUUCUCUUCUCUUCUCCUUUACUGUCUUCUUCUCUUCUUUCCUCUUCUCUUCUCUUAUCUUCUCCUUUAUUUCAUCUUCAUCUCUUCUCUUUUUUUCUAUUCUUUUCUCCUUCUUAUCCUUCUUUUCAUCUUCUUUUCUUUUCUUUUUCUUCUCUUCAUUUCCUACUGUCCAUUGUCCUCUUCCGUUUUACUCUUUUCACUUCUCACUUUGGUCUCUUCUCCUUCUCAUUUUUUCUCUUUUACUCUGAUCUGAUCUCACCUCCUCUCUUAUCGCCUUCGCUCUUUUUUUUUCUUCUUUUCUCCUCUACUCUCCCCUAAGCUUUUUUCUUCCCUUUUACUCUGAUGUAGUCUUUUUCUCUUCUUACCCUGUCUUUUCUUCAUUUUGUGUUCUCUGCUCUUCUUACUCUCCUCAUUUUCUCUUCUCUUUUCUUCUCUUCUCUUCUCUUCUCUGCGGCUCUUACUCUUUAGUCGUUCCUCUGCAGGUGUUGUUGAUUGAGCCGUGCAGGCUGCAGGUGUGCUGCAUGUCCUCACAUGUGCCACCUGCACUAAUCUCCUCAGCUCAUGUACUUUGUCCAAAUGAUUCAUUCAUAACACGAGGCUUCAACAACUGCUCAGCAUUCAAACCAUUUGGAAGUGCUGUCAUUCAUCACUGAGAGUUACAGAUUAGGUCCAAUUUGCUUUAAAGUGUUACAGAAGAUUUCCACAACGUGUGUGUGCAGCAUGAUGAAUAGAAGCCUUUUGUACUUUUCAUCUGCUGUGUGUCGAGAAAACGUUAAACUGAAUGAAGGGGAAAGCAUGUGUUGAUGAUCUUUAAAUAUCCCAGUGGGUGGAGGAUAAAGAGACCUCACAGCAACCUCGGAUGUGUGGGUUUAUUUAAGUGCUUCUCUGGGCUUUUUUGUAUCUCUAACAGAACACGAAUGAUUUCCAUAAACUGAGUUAUGCUUCCCACUCUUCAAACCAAAUUCAAACCAGAUUUGCCAAUAGUUCUGCCGGUGGAGGGUUUUUUUAAGCAUGCUGGAGUUCUAAUGUGUUAGAUGUCUUAAUGUACGUUGGUAUGCUUGUAUGCUUCUUAGCACCUUUUUAGAAUAUCCGUAAAUAAGAAACCCCAUAAUUAUCAUGUCUGCAAUUUUUCUGGGUGUUUUAUGGGCUUGUUUAGAAGUAUCAUGGUCAGUCCCUAAAACUUAAUGGACAUUCUUGGUCAAAAGCACCUAGAGAAAGAGGAGCUCUGUGCAGGAGGCUGAGCAGGGAUGGAGCUGAAGGCAGCUGCUGCAGCUGAAGGCUUUCCCCAGAAACAGAAGCCAUUCUGGGGCGAGUGUAUCAGGGAAUCUGGGUCGUAAGUAGUUAUCUGGAGCACUGCUGCAGUUGUGUGUGUGUGUGUGUGCGAGAGAGGCUGCUUUUAACUGCUCUACUUUCGAUGAUACCCACACCUCUUCACUGUACUGUCUCCAUCCCUCUCUGUCACCUUCACCUAGAGAAUACAUUAAUAACACAGUGGAGAGCUGGACUGGAAACACUUUUAACACAGUGUGUGUGUGUGUGUAUUGCUUGUAGUCCAGACACACUUUCCUCACUCUCUUUCUUGGCAGGUGAACUAAGGUGCAUAGUAUGUUAUAUAUUUAAAGUCUUAACUUCUAGCAGUCCAUCACAUGUCUUUAAUGACCUCGCGGCAUGUCUCUGAUUUAAACCGUUUGUUGCAUUAGAAACUGUGUAAUCAUUGGCUCUUGGGUUUAUUAAUCCAACAGCAGAAUUCAUGGUGGUGUGUUAUAUAAGAUAUUGAAAUUGUGGGCUGAAUUUUUCCAGGCACAUUAAUGAAUAAAUCAUGUUAUGGUUUGCGAGAUGUUAUCUUAGUGUAUUAACUUUUCUGUCUUGUCAUCUUUUUUUCUUUAGUCAUUUCUGCCUUAAGCCUGUAGUGUGUAAGUCUGAGGACACUCAAAAAUAUUACUCAUGGCGUAGCUUUGGCCCCAGUGACAGACGAACUCAGGAGCUCUGGGUGGACCUGAAUUCAGUCCAGGAGGGUCAAGUCAGGGUGCACGGCAUCCUGUCCAACACACACCGACAGGCAGCGCGGGUGGCCCUUUCCUUCGAUUUCCCCUUCUAUGGACAUCAAGUGAGGCAAAUCACCAUAGCAACUGGAGGGUUCAUUUUCACUGGAGAGAUUACGCAUCGCAUGCUGACGGCCACCCAGUACAUUGCGCCUCUCAUGGCCAACUUUGACCCCAGUUUUUCCAGGAACUCCACUGUGUGCUACCUGGACAAUGGUGAGGUGUUUGUCGUGCAGUGGGAUAAGGUGAGGCUUCAGGGCAGGGAGGCAGAGGGAGCCUUCACCUUCCAGGCCGCUCUUCACCGCAAUGGGACCAUUGUUUUUGGCUACAGAGACGUACCUUUACCGGUGGUAAAGAUCAAUUCUACUGAGCAUCCAGUGAAAGUUGGUCUGUCUGAUGCCUUCAUGGCCUUUAUUCCUUCCCCACAAUCCCCAGAUUCGAAAAGGAGGACGAUCUACGAAUAUCAUCGGGUUGAAGUCAACACCACUGAGAUUGUAAACCGCUCUGCAUUUGUGUUCAGCCCGUUACCUACCUGCCUCCAACACACCAACUGCGACCAGUGUCUCCACUCCAACCUCACCACGGGCUGCAGCUGGUGCAACAUCCUGCAGAGGUGUUCAGAUGGGAUAGACCGGCAUAGACAAGAAUGGCUUGAAUUUAGCUGCUCAGAGGAGGCGAAGGAGGACACAUGUGAAGAUUACAGUCAGGGAGGUUCAGACAGCUCGAUGAGUCCAUUCAGCUCUCCGGUUCCUGCCGCUACACAGUCCCCUGCAGCUAGGCCAGGCAGCCCUGUCACUGAGGAUUUGCAGAAGGGUACUUCUGGUGAGGAGGAGCCUCCAGAACAUACUGCAAUUAUUGCGGGUGUAGUGGCAGCCCUGGUCUUACUGGUCUUCUUGACCCUGCUGGCUGUGUACUAUAUAAACACACACCCAACUGUCGCCCCUCCAUUCUACCUCAUGCAGCGCCGAACCAAUAACUAUUGGCCGUCCAUGAAGUUUCGCAAUCAGGGUUGCCAUUCCAGCUACGCUGAGGUUGAACUUGGGUUUCAUGAAAAGGAUGGCUUUAUUGAGGCUGAGCAGUGCUGAGGAGGCGGGACUUCCUACUCAAAGGAGCCAAUUCAUUUCUGUUUUUUAGUAAAAGAUCAAACAAACAAACAAAAAAAAGACAAUGAGGUACUGUUACCCACCACAUGAAUGGACACCAGAGACUGUGGAUAGUUACCUUGCAAGCUUACUCUGCCUCCAUAUAUUUGACAGUCUUUCCUGCAACACCUCUUGUGCUAUUUGUUUAUUCCUUUUAUUAAGGAACAGGCAAUGUUAAUGGCAAAUGUGCUAGCUACGCUCUUAGUAAAGGCGUUCAGAGUGGCACAUGCAUUAACCAUGAAGAGUCCUGCAGUUAAUGUACAGUACAAUACAACUUUGUAGAAUUUCAUUUUUAAAAAAAACAGAUGUUUUGUGUUUUAUAAUAUGUUCAAUGAGAAAAAAAUAAUACUCAGUUAGCCACAUGGACUGGACUGCACUUUAAAUGAAUUAUCUCAGUAGUAAUAGUGAUAUGAUGUGAUCUAAUUUUUUUGACCUUUUUUAAAAAAAAAUAUUUUG